Molecule: messenger RNA, 3200 nt
Organism: Malurus melanocephalus (red-backed fairy wren)
Lineage: Eukaryota; Metazoa; Chordata; Aves; Passeriformes; Maluridae
Product: calcitonin receptor-like
Exons: 13
Coding region: 251-1660 (469 amino acids)
Biological process (GO): positive regulation of cytosolic calcium ion concentration; adenylate cyclase-activating G protein-coupled receptor signaling pathway; cell surface receptor signaling pathway
Cellular component (GO): plasma membrane; axon
Molecular function (GO): calcitonin receptor activity; amylin receptor activity
Source: RefSeq, a predicted model, not a curated record
GCGCAGCCCCGCCGGAGGGGCUCGACCCUGGCUGGUGCCUGUCCGCCCCCUCCGGGACGCGGGGACCCACCGGGCGGGUGUCGGGGAGCGGGCAGCGCCAUGCGCCCCUCCGAGGAGUGAAGGGGCGUCCGGGCUGCUCCGGUGCGGGCGCGGAGCCGCCGCGGAGGUGGCCCGAGGUGACGGGAGGCCGGGAGAGGUAGCGCUGCCACCAAGGGUCAUCUACAACGUGUCUCUCCAGAAAGACUCCACAAUGAAAAAAACAACCCAGAGUUUCCUCUUACUCAUCAUCCUUCUAAUUAGAAUUGUUCCAAGUCUUUCUUCUACUGUAAAUUAUACUGAUCCUACAUUAGAGCCUGUAGUAACUGAAAAUUCAGUCAUACGACAGAAGAUCAUAGAUUCACAGUUCAAAUGCUAUGAGAGGAUGAACAGAGCUCCUCCAUACAAGAAAAAAGGUCUGUUCUGCAACCGAACAUGGGAUGGCUGGUUGUGCUGGGAUGACACACCUGCUGGAAGGCUCACUGCUCAGAAUUGUCCAGAUUAUUUUCCRGACUUUGAUCCAACUGAGAGGGCUUCAAAAUAUUGUGAUGAAACUGGAAAUUGGUUCCGCCAUCCUGAGAGCAACCGAACAUGGUCCAACUACACCCUGUGCAACUCUUUCACCUCUGAAAAACUGAAGAUGGCGUUCAUACUUUAUUAUAUGGCGAUCGUUGGCCAUGCUUUGUCUAUAACAUCCCUGUUGAUUUCCUUGGCAAUUUUCUUCUAUUUCAAGAGCCUCAGCUGUCAAAGGAUAACACUGCAUAAGAAUUUGUUUUUUUCCUAUGUGCUGAACUCCAUGUUUACAAUUGCUCACCUCAUUGUUGUCGUCCCUAACCCGGGCCUUGUAAAAAGGGAUCCUGUAAGCUGCAAAGUGCUGCAAUUCUUUCAUCAGUACAUGCUGGGCUGCAACUACUUCUGGAUGCUGUGCGAAGGCAUUUAUCUUCACACGCUGAUCGUGGUGGCGGUGUUUGCUGAAGAGCAGCGCUUGCACUGGUAUUACCUCUUGGGCUGGGGGUUCCCUUUAGUGCCAGCAUCCAUUCAUGCUGUUGCAAGAGCCAGGUACUUCAAUGACAACUGCUGGAUGAGUGUYGACACACAUUUGCUUUACAUUGUUCAUGGACCUGUAAUGGCAGCUUUAUUGGUCAAUUUUUUCUUUUUGCUUAACAUUGUCCGAGUUUUGGUGACAAAGCUGAGAGACACCCACCGUGCUGAGUCCAACAUGUAUAUGAAAGCUGUCAGAGCCACGUUAAUCCUGGUGCCCUUAUUAGGAAUUCAGUUUGUUAUUAUUCCCUGGAGACCAGAAAACCGACUUGCUGGAGAAAUAUAUGAUUACAUCAUGCACAUAUUAAUGCAUUACCAGGGCUUACUCGUGGCUACUAUAUUCUGCUUCUUCAAUGGUGAGGUGCAGGGAGCUUUGAAGAGGCAGUGGACGCAGUACAAAACCCAGUGGGGCCAAAGGCGCCGUGAGCACUGCUCCACACGAUCUACCUCCUACACGGCCACRUCCAUCACAGAGGUCCCCGUUUACCUGUACCAUCACGAUGCCAACAAUGAACAGUUAAAUGGAAGAUACCUGGAGGACUCUGAACUCGUUGCAUUAAAGUCUGGAGAGACAUCUGCCUAGCUCAGCACCMGCCAUUACAAACACAUCGUUUCAUGUUCUGCUUGUGAAAAGAUUGGGGAGGAGGGUGGGAGUGUGGGAAUGCAAGAUGUGGUGUCAGAGUGCAGGCCCAGGUGGGAGGACACGUCCUGCUCAAACCACAUCAGCCUCUGACAGCAGUGACGUGUGAUGCAGACCUGGAAUAGCAUUUCUUYCUGGGCACUGCAGCAGGGAAGGAACAUGGACCUGCCCACCAGGCUGUAUAAUCUCCACAUCUCUGAUACCAGCUGUGUGAAGCGACCAUCUGACAUUUGGAACAACCCCAGGGAACUGAUAGCAAAUAGGAAAGAAAGAACCAGUACGUGGCAAUCGGAAACUUGCGGCGCUUUUUGCUUUGGUACUUUCCCUUAACACCAGAUUUUAAACUGCCAGCUUUCACAAAAUGUAACUGACUUGGUGUCCUUUAUUUUUUUCCUUUUAACAAACACAAUGACCACUUAAAAGAUUUUGCACAUUGCAAGACAAAUCAAACAUACGAACAGCAGAAAGUCAUUCCAAAGUAUUGAAAUCUUGAUGCUUUCCAAAGAGUGCCCCUAAACGUUACCAUUCCCAAAGGAUAUCCCAAAAUAUUAUCAUCCCAUUAGCAGGUGCAUAAAACAAAUUAAGGUGAAAUAGUCAUUUCAUAUCAAGAUCUCAAACACCCUCAGAGAAACAGAUCAGUCCUUCAGGCUUAAUGACACAAGUCCUGAAGACAUCUCAAAAUAGACUUCAUUUAACAAUACUGGUAGGUAAAGAAUAUUUAUUUGUAGGAAAAAUUGUCACUCUAACUCUGCCCAGAAGCUCAUCAUCAAGGCACAAUUCUGUCACUCUGAAUAAACUGUGAAAUUUGUUUGGAAACUAUGGUUUUAUUUCAUAGAAAUCGUGAGAUAAAUGCUAGAUGAGUGCUUGUCUCAAUUACAAAAUUUUGAUCAUGGCAGUAAAUGCUCCUGUGAAAGAAGUGGGAAACUAAUGUCUUAGCACAGGAAGCAUCUGCUUUUAGAAUCUGUCUGCUCUCAAGUCCCUAAUCAUUAGAUAAAAUGCCAAAAGUCUUGAUAAUCUAUUUCAGUUUCUACUGAAAUUAGCAAACACAUCCCUGUCAACGUGGAUGAACAAUAAACUUUCCUCAGUGUUCAGGAAUGACUUAUGCAAUACAGUUCAGUAUAGACUUCAAAAACAGGACUCCAUUUCCUCCAUAGUGAUUUGAAACCAUUUUUAAAUAUUGUGUCUAACCAGGUUGAUUUUCCUUUCCUGACACAAGUAGACCCUAAGCUUUACCCUCAAUUGGUAGAUUUUAAAUGGAGAGACAGUGUACAUGUCUACCUACUCGAGUCAUCAGCUCAUAGGAAAGGUCCCUUCUGGGAAUGAGUUCACAAGGGAUAGCUGUAAACCCAGCCCUAUGACAGGGGACCCAAUUCCCACUAUUCACACGAGGCAAUGCCUUGCAGGGAAGGAGGCUGCUCUGUUUUCACCACCAGCACACACAUCAGCUGUGCACCAUGGACACAUUGACCCCAGGGCGAGGAGG